AUGAGUGCUUUGAGCAGAGAGAUGAAGUGUUCGUCGUGUUACGGCACACGAUUCAUAGUGGACCGGAACUCUAACUCCGGAGACCUUACGUGUGCCACUUGUGGUAUGGUUCAACUUGAGAAUCCCAUAGUCAGCGAGGUGCAAUUCGGGGAGUCGUCAGCUGGUGCGGCUAUCGUUCAAGGUAGUAUGAUAGGUCAUGAUCAGGUUCGGGCCAAUUUCGGAGGUCGGCUGAAUGGGUUAGAAAGCAGAGAACAAACGCUUUCUAACGGUAAAAGAAAGAUUAGAAGAGUGGCUGUUGCUAUGAAGAUUCCUGAUCGGAUAGCUGAAGCUGCUGGUCAGUGGUUUGAACUUGCAUUGACUCAGAAUUUCGUUCAAGGUAGACGGUCUCAAAAUGUAUAUGCAACAUGUCUUUAUGUGGCCUGUAGAAAGGAAAAAACCCAACACAUGUUAAUUGAUUUCAGUUCUCGAUUACAGAUUUCAGUUUUCUCUUUGGGUGCUACAUUCUUGAAGAUGGUAAAGGCAUUGAAUAUCUCGCAAUUACCCUUAGCGGAUCCCUCGUUAUUUAUUCAACAUUUUGCAGAGAAACUUGAGUUCAAAGAGAAGACAAACAAGGUCAUUAGAGAUGCUGUGAAGUUGGCUCAGAGAAUGAAUAAUGAUUGGAUACACGAGGGAAGACGUCCAGCAGGUAUAGCAGGUGCGUGUGUGAUGUUGGCUGCUCGUAUGAAUAAUUUCAGAAGAAGUCAUGCUGAAAUUGUUGCUGUGGCCCAUGUAGGUGAAGACACAUUACAGAGACGAUUGAACGAAUUCAAAAACACCAAAGCUGCAUCCUUGUCUAUACUGAGUUUCAGAAAUGCCAAAGUAAUAGAACGAGCAAACCCUCCUUCGUUUGAAAAGAAUAAAGUGGCUGCAACAAAGAUAAAGGAUUUCAUUAAUGAAAAGGAAGAAAGUCUCCAGAAAUUCCAGGAAUUGUAUAAAAUGAAUCGUUUAAAACUGCCAGGAGAAGAAGUAGAUUCAAACAGAUCCACAAUUGACCCUGAAAUUUUAGAACAUACAUCAAACCCUGAAGGUCAAACUACUAACGAGCACCAUCUACAGUCGCAACAGCCGCAACAACUGAGCCAACCACAAGACUUGUUUGUACCUACUGAAGAUACUCAAGCUCAAGCUCAAGCUCAAACUCAAACAGAAACAGAAACUCAAACAGAAACUCAAACAGAAACUCAAAGUCAGAUGUCUGAAUCAGUGGAUGAUGUAGAGAGUUUGUCUGGAGCACCAACAGGUUCGAAUCUUGAGAUGACACCAAAGGAAAAGCUUUUGAAGUCCAUUUUAAUGGAUUGCGAUUUAACUGAAGAGGAAAUCAUGAAGCAAUUAAAAGAAAUCGUAAAGAGACAUAAAAGGAAGGGAGAAAAGGAUAUGUAUGCUGCUCCUUCCGAUGGACUUGAAGUUUCAAGUUAUAAAGAAGUUUAUGAUCUUAAUCGUCCUCGUAACUUACUCAAAUACUUACCCAAGACCUCAGAUAUACUAGCCAAAGUUUCCGAUAAUUUAGAGGACAUAGAUGACGAAGAGCUUGAUGUUUUCAUUCUUGGACCUGAGGAGCAAAAGGUUAAGGAGCAAUUGUGGAUUGGUUUGAACCACGAUUAUUUGAUUGAACAGGAAAGAAGAAAGUUGAAGGAAGAGGCCGACGAAUUAACAGGAAAUACAAGCGGAUCUGCACGUAAGAGACGGAAGUACAACAGGAAGAAGGAACCAGGAUUAGAUGAAGAGUUUUCUGAUCAAUUAGGAGUAUCAGAUGCAAUUCAGGACAUUGGUUUGGAUGAAAAGUCCGGCCAACCUUUAUCGGCUGUUGACAGUGCCAAAUUAAUGAUCUCCAAGAAGGCAUUCUCUAAGAAGAUUAAUUAUCAAUCGUUAGAGAUUUUGCUUAAUGAUAAUUUUUCCAAAUCAUAG
Messenger RNA from Lizanozyma spartinae, 1944 nucleotides. RefSeq names its product transcription factor TFIIIB subunit (gene BRF1). Gene Ontology annotation, cellular component: nucleus; transcription factor TFIIIB complex; transcription preinitiation complex. Bases 1 to 1944 code for a protein of 647 amino acids. The transcript has a single exon. Gene Ontology annotation, biological process: DNA-templated transcription initiation; transcription preinitiation complex assembly; transcription by RNA polymerase III. Lineage: Eukaryota; Fungi; Ascomycota; Pichiomycetes; Serinales; Debaryomycetaceae. The record is from RefSeq and is a predicted model, not a curated record. Gene Ontology annotation, molecular function: RNA polymerase III type 3 promoter sequence-specific DNA binding; TBP-class protein binding; RNA polymerase III general transcription initiation factor activity.